AUAAGUGGAAAGAAGAAGCAGCAGCAGCAGCAGCAGCAAACGGCAAUAAAAAUAAAUCAUUUAAAAAACGCCGCGCCAAAAGAAUUUGCCAAAUUACGCGUUCAUUUAUUUGCCAGCGCUGCUCGUGCAUUGACCGAAUUUUAACAGCAGCAGCAGCAGCAGCAACAACAAACAGCAACAGCCACAAACAACAACAAACAACAAACAGCAAACAGCAACAGCAGCGGCUGCCAAAAUGGAUGCAGAGAAGAAAGUGUAUAACGAAAAGGUGAUCGAAGCUGGCAAUAUGGGCAGAACAUUGGAAAUAACCAAGCCGGAGCAACAACAGCAGCAGCAUCAAAAUGCCACCAAGGGUGGAGAAAAGGAUCUGGAGAGCACAAUUGUUAAGCGUCGCCAUGCCACAAGCAAUCUGGAGGCGGCCACACAUCUCUUCAAGGGCAGUGUCGGCGCCGGCCUCUUCGCCAUGGGCGACUGCUUUAAAAAUGGCGGUCUCAUUGGCUCCACUUUGAUGCUGCCCAUAAUUGCGAUCAUGUGCGUCCACUGCGAACGGCUGCUCAUACGCGGCUCUCUGCUGGCCGUCGCCCAAACGCCUGGCGCCACCUUCUACGAUUAUCCAGAGACCGUGGAGAAGUGCUUCGAGUACGGACCGCGGCCGUUGCGCCGCAUGUCGCGCGCCAUGAAGCUGAUUGUCGAGAUGUUUCUCUGUGUGACGCAAUUUGGCUUCUGUGCCAUCUACUUUGUGUUCAUCACGGAGAAUCUCUACCAGGUGAUGCAACAGAAUGGCAUAGACAUCAGCAUGAGUUUGGUCAUGCUGAUCACUCUGCUGCCCGCAAUGAUUCCAUCCCUGAUGACAAAUCUGAAAUAUAUCUCACCUGUGUCGCUGCUGGCCAAUUGUGCGCUGCUCUUUGGCCUGAUUGCCACGCUGUCGAUCGCCUUCACCAGCGGCCCGAUGCCCCCGGUAAGGGAGCGCAACUAUUUCACUGGCGGCAGCCAGCUGGCGCUCUUCUUUGGCACCGCUCUCUUCUCGUACGAGGGCAUCGCCCUGAUCCUGCCGCUGCGCAAUUCGAUGCGCGAGCCGGAAAAGUUCAGCAGUCGCUUCGGUGUGCUCAAUGUGACAAUGGUGCUGAUCACAUCGCUCUUCAUCUUCACGGGCUUCGUUAGCUAUGUGCGCUGGGGCGAAGAUGUUGCGGGCAGCAUCACGCUCAAUCUGGAUGUGGAGGAUGUCAUGUCACAGGUGGUCAAAAUGGUGGCCGCUAUGGGCGUCUUCUUCGGCUAUCCCAUACAAUUCUUCGUCAUGAUGAAGAUCCUGUGGCCCCCUGUCAAGCGGAACAAUAGCUGCGCUCAAAAGUAUCCAAUCACCAUGCAGGUGGCGCUACGUUUCAUCAUGAUCAUGAUGACCUUCUGCGUCGCCCUAGUUGUACCCCAAUUGAAUCUAUUUAUCUCUCUAAUCGGUGCAUUAUGCUCAACAUCGCUGGCAUUUGUCAUACCCAUCAUCAUUGACUUUGUCACCCGUGCCCAGGUGCCAAAGGGACUAGGCACCUGGAUCUACUUCAAGAAUAUCGUCAUCCUGACUAUUGCCAUAUUAGGCAUUGUCACUGGCACCUAUCAGAGCGUCGUUGAGAUUAUUAGAGAGUUUCAAUAGGUCAAGAUGGCCAAUUGCUUGCCAAGUAUUUUGUAAAUAUGCUGUAAUCGUGUGUUAAUAUCUUAUAAUGUUUAAAUGUCCUCGUUAUUUUUAAGUUCAAUAUCUGUAAUAUUUUUUUCACACUUCAUGUUUUUUUUUGUUAUUAUUUUUAAGUUAUGCCCGCCGUGCUUUUUACGUGUGUGCCAGUUUAUUAUUAAUUGUCAACUGUUAAUAAGCUUUCAGCGAAACGAAACAACUAGAUAAAAAAAACCAAAACAAAUUAUAUUUUAAUAAAUGAUUAUACAUUGUCA
Molecule: messenger RNA, 1932 nt
Organism: Drosophila arizonae
Lineage: Eukaryota; Metazoa; Arthropoda; Insecta; Diptera; Drosophilidae
Product: neutral amino acid uniporter 4
Biological process (GO): amino acid transmembrane transport
Cellular component (GO): vacuolar membrane
Molecular function (GO): L-amino acid transmembrane transporter activity
Source: RefSeq, a predicted model, not a curated record